AUGCCCACCGACAUCAAUAGACUCUACACAAAAGGCCGAAUCCUCGGACACAAGAGGGGAAAGAGAAACUCCAGACCUAACCAAUCGUUAGUUCAAAUUGAGGGUGUGGACAGCAAGGAGGCUGCCAGACAUUACUUGGGUAAACGAGUUGCCUACGUCUACAAAGCCAAGCGAGAGAUCAACGGUAGCCGAGUCCGAGUCAUCUGGGGCCGAAUCUCUCGACCUCACGGUAACUCUGGUGUCGCCAAAGCCAAGUUCAGAGUUAACCUCCCCGCCAAGGUGUUCGGUGCUUCUUGCCGAAUCAUGCUCUUCCCCUCUACCAUCUAA
Molecule: messenger RNA, 327 nt
Organism: Kwoniella botswanensis
Lineage: Eukaryota; Fungi; Basidiomycota; Tremellomycetes; Tremellales; Cryptococcaceae
Exons: 4
Coding region: 1-327 (108 amino acids)
Biological process (GO): ribosomal large subunit biogenesis; cytoplasmic translation
Cellular component (GO): ribosome; cytosolic large ribosomal subunit
Molecular function (GO): structural constituent of ribosome
Source: RefSeq, a predicted model, not a curated record